GCGAGGAAGCCGUGGAUCUUACAGCGACGAGAUCUCAUCAAGGCGACGAAGCCGAUGAUCCUAUGGAAGAGGAUGAGGAAGAAGGUAUCGAUGAGCAAGACGAGCAGGACGAGGACGAGGAGGGCUCGCGCAAACAGAUUCACCAUCGACAGGACGCGGAGAACAACAAUAACUUUGUGGAGAGCAGUCUGUCUAGCGCUAUGUUUCCGCCACCUGGAACUAGUCACGUUACCCUUGAAGCCCUUCAGAAUACAAAGGUGGCGGUCGCCCAGUUCGCUGCCACUGCCCUCGCUGGGGCAGACAGCGAAGCGGCAUUACAAGACCUGGCACAUGUGGAAAACACACUGUGCACCCUUCAGAAUCAACAGGUAUUGCAAUUACAGUUGAUUCGACAACUUCAGCAACAAUUGUUGAUUACCCACGGGCAAUCGAUAAUGCAAACAUCGGCGACGGAGUCGACCGACAGCAAAGAGGCCUCGUCGUCACCUAUUAUUCACUCGAAACCACUGUCGAAUCUCGCGUCACCUCCCUCUUCUCGUCCGCCGAGUCAUCAUCAGCAAACAUCACCGGCGCCGCUGACGCCGAAUUUGCUUCAGGAACGACCCACCUCGACGAGCAGCGCCUCUCCUUUGAAUCUACCCCUAUCUUCAUCCAGCACGACUUCAACUGUCGCCACGACUACCAGCACCCAAAUUCCAAUGCCGCAUCAAAUGCCGCCGCUUUGCUCGAUAAGCGCAUCCCUUGCUUCGUCGAUCAUAACGAACACCGAUCCGCCACCGCUUCACGAGCCGAACACUCUGGAUAUCCUUCAGAAACGUGCUCAGGAGGUGCUGGAUAACGCGAGCCAGGGACUAGCCAACAAUUUGGCUGACGAGCUCGCAUUUAGAGGCAAGGGCUCGCGACUAUCACCAUACGAUUCGAAAUCAAGCGGCGGUCGCGGCGAGCCCUUCUUCAAGCAUCGUUGUCGCUUCUGUGGCAAAGUCUUCGGUAGCGACUCGGCGCUACAGAUCCACAUACGAUCCCACACAGGUGAGCGACCCUUUAAGUGCAACGUAUGUGGCAGUCGGUUCACAACCAAGGGCAACCUGAAGGUCCACUUCCAAAGGCAUACGGCCAAAUUUCCACAUGUUAAGAUGAAUCCGAAUCCCGUUCCAGAACAUUUAGAUAAAUAUCAUCCACCCCUCUUGCAGCAAAUCGCAGCUUCCGGGCAGAGACCAAUGCCGUCCCCGCCGCCGCCGCCACCGCCAUCCUCUCACCAUCCUUCGUUUCAUCCGGCAGCAACACACGGUUUCCUUCCCCCACAACCCCCUAUACCACUGAGUACUCUCACUUUAUCCAAUAUGACACCUCUUUACCGAUCCCCGGUUAUUAAUCACCGGGACGAUCAAGAUGUCCCGGAGAAUCUUAGUAAACCCAUAAUUACCGUCCCACAAACGUCUCCCACUUCCCCCGCUGCCGUAUCGAAUUCUCGUCAUCCCUUUCACGACAAUCAUCAUCAGCAACAUCAAAAGCAGCAGCUUGAGCAAAGAGAGGAGAUAAAGCUUGAACAGAGAUCGCCCGGACAGGAGCAGUAUCAGCAACGACCGAUGAGCCGGGAGGGCACCGAACGAAUAACACCGAAGAGAGAACCCGAAGAAGCGGAAGAAGUCGCGGAGGAAGAGAGCGAAGAUUUUGAGGAAACAAGACGAUACCUUAAUUCACCUCACUCCGCAAAUCCACCGUCCCAGCCGCAAACAUAUGAGGAUUGUAGUAUGGACAGUAAGAUCAGUGGACGUUUAGAGGGCGACGGAGAAAUGGAAGUGGACGAGGAAACAGAGGAACAACCUGAAAACCUCUCGAGCAGAGGUACGAUCAAUCGUUUAUCCCAACAGAUCAUAGCGUAUCCAGGAGCGUCACCAGCCAGCAGCAGCGCGAGUAGUGGUAGUCUACAGACAUCUUUCGCCGGAAUUCUGUUCCCAGGUCCCCCUCAUCAUCAAAUUCCUCAUCUUCCUGUCUCUACGCAAGCAGGACCGUCCACGGCGUCCGGAAGCGAAGCUCUAAUCGAUCCGGCCAAGGAUCCAGCCAUUUAUUCGACCCUGUUACCGCGACCGGGCAGCAAUGACAAUUCCUGGGAAAGCUUGAUCGAAAUAACGAAAACCUCGGAGACGUCCAAACUGCAGCAGCUGGUCGAUAAUAUCGAGCAUAAACUGAGUGAUCCUAAUCAAUGCAUCGUUUGCCAUAGGGUGCUUUCAUGCAAGAGCGCGUUGCUGAUGCAUUAUCGCACUCACACCGGCGAGCGUCCUUUCAAGUGUAAAAUUUGCGGUCGCGCCUUCACGACGAAGGGUAAUCUGAAAACCCACAUGGGGGUGCACAGAGCUAAACCACCGCUGAGAGUGUUGCACCAGUGUCCCGUAUGUCACAAGAAAUUCACGAAUGCUCUCGUACUGCAGCAGCACAUACGUCUUCAUACCGGGGAGCCCACUGAUCUCAGCCCGGAACAGAUCCAAGCUGCGGAGGUAAAUGAGUUCCCGGCCGGUUACCCUCAUCCGCUGGCAUCAUUCCUUCCACAAGGAUUUCCGCCGAUACAUCCGACUAGCGCGGGUUUUUCCUUAGGAUUCCCCCCAUCCAGGCAAACAGCCAUUGAGCAACAAUCGCAGGAGAGCGAUGCCGAGGCGAAGGAGGACUCUCAGCAUCAACGGCAGAGAUUUAUGGAGGAGCACAGCGAAGAAAUGGAGGAUCAGGAGGACGAGGAACAAGAUCACAGGGAGGACGACGAGAGGAGCGAGCCGAAUCGCGAUAGGCGUAGCAUCGAGGUCGAAGAGGAGCAAGACCAUGAAAGCGAAGAUACGACGGAGCACAAGGACGUGACGCUUCCUAUAUUCUCGACCUCGCUGGCGGCGCUCGAGAAUCAAGUGAGGACCAUCACGACGAUGGCCACGACGGCCACGAACAUGGCCAGAUCGCCUUCCUUUCAUCGGUACAACGGUAGCGAAAAGAGCAAUAGCCCGCCAACCUCCGGCGCCCCCCUCGAUCUGACGCCCCGCGCGUCGUCCACACCGGCGUCGGUGGCUUCGGCGUCGCCGACGCCGCCGCCGCCGCCGCCGCCGCCUCAGCCUGGGUCGCACCACCCGCCGAAUCCCUUCGGCAUGUUUGCGGGACUACUACAAGCGGUCUCGUCCUCUCCCACCACCAGCACAAUCGGCACGUCGAACAUAAACAGCGUCACCUCGAUGAGCGCCACCGUCAAUCCGGGAAGCGGACCCGGCGGUGGACCACUAGCCUCGCUGACCACUUCGGCCGUGCUAGCCGCGUCAUCGACCUACAAUCCGCUCGGCCUAGCUGUCGGAGGGCCAGCAGUACGUGGCAAUACCACAUGUAAAUUCUGCUACAAGACGUUUGCGUGCCAAUCUGCGUUGGAAAUUCAUUAUCGGAGUCAUACGAAGGAGCGACCAUUCAAAUGCAGCAUAUGCGAUCGAGGUUUUUCUACGAAGGGUAAUAUGAAGCAGCACAUGUUAACCCACAAGAUUCGCGACAUGCCGCCACACCUAUUCAGCGAUACCAAACAUCAACAACAGCAACAGCAGCAGCAACAGCAGCAGCAGCAGCAGCAACAGCAGCAGCAACAGCAGCAGCAACAGCAGCAGCAGCAGCAACAGCAGCAGCAACAGCAGCAGGAUCACGAAACCUCCAGAAGUCCAAUGUGCGUCGACGAUUCGAGUCUACCGCCUCCACCACCGCCACCUCCACCACCCCCGCCAAUGCCACCGACGUCUAUCGAGUCCGCGAUACCAGUGAAGAGAUCUCCGCCGGAAGGAGAUCUGCCGGCACCGAAAAGACCAGCCAGCGUGCCGAGCAAGCACUUGUGCCAGAUUUGCAAUAAGAAUUUCUCCUCAUCUUCGGCGCUCCAGAUCCAUAUGAGAACCCACACUGGCGACAAACCGUUCCGAUGCACCGUCUGCCAGAAGGCGUUCACCACCAAAGGCAACCUCAAGGUGCACAUGGGUACUCACAUGUUCACCAACGGAACGUCGCGUCGAGGUCGACGGAUGUCGUUGGAUCUACCGCCUCUGCCCAUCACGCCCAAGGACUCGGAGUUUCUCCAGCGACGACCGGACCUUUUUUACCCGUAUCUACCCGCGCCAUUCCUUAACGGCGUCCAGCAGAAGCUGAACGAGAUUUCGGUGAUUCAAAGUAGCAACGGGUUACCGCCACAUUCUUUGAGCGCGGGCAAGUAUGCGGCGAGCCUGUUCGGUUCGGUGUACGGUGCCGGCGGGGGUGGCUUCUCCCUGGAUAAACAACCGAUGGCGCCAACCAGCAACGGGCCCCUGGUGGACGGCAAGUCCGCGAUACCCUCGGGCUCCAUGCUCUUCCAAACACCGUCGCCCUCGCAUUCACCCGGAGCGCCAUCGUCCAACGGUGGCAGUCAGAAUUCCGCUAGCGUGCCGCCUUGGACGGGCGACACUCUUCAGCACCACUUCGACCGGGAAACACCGAGCAGAACCGAAAACGACGCCACACCGCCCACAGCGCGGCUACCACCGCCACCGGCGAGGGGGGAGGGAUUAGCCGCGUGAAACCUAACGGAUACAUAUCUUUCCACCUAAUUGCACGCGAUCGUCCGUUCAUAGCGGACCGAAUCUCCGCUACGUAAGAGGCUGAUAUAUACAAUUGAUAUACAAGAGAAUUCUCCAGACUGAAUCUAGUUUAGAAGAACAGAGAAAGGACCGUGGCGAGUGAACGCUGACAGCGAGCAGUUCGACCCCGCCGUCUCUCUCCGUCCCAGUCGGCGAAAGGUUUUUCUUCAUCGAUUUAUUCGUAUUGGUCCCGCAAGAUCUGCGCGCGACCACUAAAAGUAGAAGACUUACAGAAGUUUUCACUCGCGUGAAUGAUGCACCGCGUCAAAAAUGUGAUUCCGCAAAUCCCGAUCGAGGCAGUCACGCCGUAUAACCACGGCUAUCUUUCCCGUGCUGCCUCCGUACAUUUAUAUGGGAGGACAAUCUCUCCGGAAUCUCUAAGAGAAAUCGAUCGUUUGGAUCUCUUCGCGUUGAGGAAACACGUUAUCGGAACAAUCGCGGUGCAGGUCGACCGAGCACGGCGUAGCCGUUUGGUGAUCGAACAUGUUUUUGGCAUUUCUCCACGUACGAGCGAUGACAUAUCUCUCCCUCUAUGCCUCCCCCUCCCUUUCCCUUCUUCUCCCGAAUAGCCCGAUAGUGUGGUUUUUCAAUGUCUGCCGCAAGCGAAGACACCAUGUUCCUAUUAUCGCACUAGUCUUAAUAUGCAUAAAAGGGAUCAGGAGACUCCAUUGAUCCGUCGACGGCUUCCGAGUAGGCUAAGACAUCGAGAGUUACGAAAUCUCGGAAAUUCUCGAUACGCGAGGCUCGAUCACGUCACGCGGCCGCUGCUCGCGUUUAUCGUUUAUUCAAGGCGAGAUCUCGUGUGUCGCUCGUCGCGAUGCGGGCGGCCGAUGACGAGACGUUCCGUUUAAAUAUUGAUCCCGCGCGCGCGCGCGCGCGCGCGCGUGUUC
This is a messenger RNA of Pogonomyrmex barbatus (red harvester ant), 5503 nucleotides long. RefSeq names its product spalt major (gene salm). NCBI's taxonomy places the organism in Eukaryota, Metazoa, Arthropoda, Insecta, Hymenoptera, Formicidae. The record is from RefSeq and is a predicted model, not a curated record. Gene Ontology annotation, cellular component: nucleus. Gene Ontology annotation, biological process: regulation of transcription by RNA polymerase II. Gene Ontology annotation, molecular function: DNA-binding transcription factor activity, RNA polymerase II-specific; RNA polymerase II cis-regulatory region sequence-specific DNA binding.